Molecule: messenger RNA, 662 nt
Organism: Rhagoletis pomonella (apple maggot)
Lineage: Eukaryota; Metazoa; Arthropoda; Insecta; Diptera; Tephritidae
Product: protein ALP1-like
Exons: 3
Coding region: 105-524 (139 amino acids)
Source: RefSeq, a predicted model, not a curated record
UCGUGAAAGAUGUAGACGUCUCUCUGGCUCAAUCAACCUUCAGCAAAGUUCUCGAAGAAGUUCUGGAAGUUUUCGAAACUCAUUUAUGUCUAAAGUGGAUCAAAAUGUGUAAAGCUGAAGAGAUUAUACUUAUGUGUGAUCAUGAGCUUCGAAUUCAAUAUGUAGACGCCUCGCAUCCUGGUGCUUCUCACGACUCCUUUAUGUGGAACAUCAGUGCAUUAAGAAUACACUUCGAAUACGAGUAUUUGCGGAAUUCAGCAAAUUUUUGUAUUCUAGGAGAUGCCGGCUGUCCAUUGGAGCCAUGGCCUUUGACGACCUACAGAUCACCAGGAGAUGAUUCGUCGGAAAUGAAGUUCAACGAAGGUCACUCGCAAUGCCGCAAUAUUAUAGAACGAGCUAACGGAGUAUUGAAAAACCGAUGGAGGUGUAUUCUUGGAGCAAGGGAGUUACAUUACACUCCAAAAAAAAGCAGCGAAGAUUGUAAAUGUGUGUUGCGCGCUACACAACAUAUGUGUAUAUUUUAAAUCAUCCUUAACCAUAAUCGAAGAAACAACAGAAGUUUUCACCCAAUAUAAUGAGAACGCUGAAGUCAUAUCACUGGUCACGCCCCCUACUUAAUUGUAGCAAAAAGCAUUAGAAACAAAAUUGCAAGCUCUCUAUAA